GUCGGCGAUUCAGACAGUUCUUGUCCCUAGUUUCGAUCUUCAAUCUAUGCACCGUGCUAGUUGGGCUUUUACGGAGAUUUGGCCUUCUUGACGUAGCUCCACCAUAGAGGGUCUUUUCCAAUAUCUGAAGUAUCCAUUCCCCAUUCUGAAGCUUGGAGGCUACGAUUGCGAAUAGUGUAAACCGUGCACCUUCCUGUCUACACACACCCGUUGUAAACUUCUGUUCAGUUCGUCGCUUACAGAAGAGCCGCCAUGGAUGUGGCAGCAAACGGAUCGCCAGAUCCGGCCCUGUCUCCACCGAAGCUGGGCCCGCGAGAGCCUGACAGCAUUCCGCACUCUAUGGCUCGUAGCGGGAGCACCUCUAGCGCGGAUAACACGGAUUCGCGUCAGCAACGACAGCCGCAGCUGCUCCGGUUGCAGCCUACGGGUCACGAUAAGAAGUGGCAGGAGUGGCGUGAGUGGCUGAUGACUCCUUGCCUCGCUGGGCUGAAGACUUGGCAGCUGCUGCUUCUGGCCGUGCUACCCUUCCUGCCAGCGAUCACCAUCGCCCUCGCGGCAUCGCUGCCGAUCCUCUUCAUCGGGGUGGCAGCAGUGGCCCUCACGGGGUUCGCCAUGACCCCCAUGCUGGUGCUCGCCGCGGUUCUCUUCCUCGCCUUCUUCCCCGCCCAGCGCCGCUGGCUGCUGCAACUCGUGCAGCGGGUGGCCGCCUCGCUGCAUCUGCUACGGCCGCUUCCUCACGGGCAGCAGCAGCAGCUGCAGCCGUCGCAGCCGGUGAAGCACGCGGAGAAGCCCCGCGGCGAAGGCCGGGAUCUUGCAGCGGAGCAGCAGCCUGUGCGCUCGCCGACUGUGGAUCCUGCCCGCUCGGCCUCAUAUGCAGCUGGUGAGGCUGGAAAACCGGUCGAGAACGGUUCAAGUGGUCGCGUCGUGGUGACAAGCAGCCCUCGCGUUCGAAACGGCCCUGCAGUCGCAUCCACCAGCCCCAGUGUUGCGGUCUCAUCUCACCCAGCUGUUGCUCCAGCCGAGAUGGGCAAAGCAAAGGUGGCUGGUGCCGGUAGUCCCGGGGGAAAAAUGGGUGAGGGGGUGCGAGCGCCUGGCAAAACGGCAUUCGCAGCUGAACGUCACGGUUCGCCUAAGGCAGUUGCUGCCCGUGCAGCACUUAGCCCUAGCAGGGGAAAGUCUGAGGGUGCUGGGAAGGGAUCCGGCGAAGGGGAAUCGCCUGCCAAAUUGAAGGAGGAUAAGCGGGAGGCUGGCAAUGCGAACAAGGCUGUGGCACAAGUGGAGCAUUCUGUGACUGGGAAAGCUGGAGAAGGGGUGCACCAACCUGGAACGGCAGGGAGUGGGAAUGGGAGUGCUACUGGAGGGAAGAAAUCAGGAGCCACGAAGGGCCAAGCGAAGGGCCAAGGGAAGAUCAAAGGAAAGAAUAAGAGGGGUUAGCAGUGUGGUAGCAUGAUCGAGUAUGAGGCAGGCCAUCAGUCUCAGAUCUCUCUCUCGAGAGGGUGAGCCAGGUGACUUGCAUGUUCAUAAGCAAGCUCCUGGAUGCAGGCGGGUAGAUGCAGUGGUCGUAUCUAAGCUUGGGAGUGCAAUAAGAUUUGGUAGGUAAUCUCUGACAGGAAAAACAUUAAGUGACAUUCAUACAGUUUCUAAUGCAC
This is a messenger RNA of Closterium sp. NIES-67, 1649 nucleotides long. The record is from the annotation of a GenBank genome assembly. NCBI's taxonomy places the organism in Eukaryota, Viridiplantae, Streptophyta, Zygnematophyceae, Desmidiales, Closteriaceae.